This is a messenger RNA of Pseudomyrmex gracilis, 2613 nucleotides long. RefSeq lists its product as uncharacterized. The record is from RefSeq and is a predicted model, not a curated record. The coding region runs from base 385 to 2400 and encodes 671 amino acids. Lineage: Eukaryota; Metazoa; Arthropoda; Insecta; Hymenoptera; Formicidae. The transcript is spliced from 13 exons.
AACAGUGCGAAGUUUGCAAAUACAUUUGACUUAUCGUUGGUCAAAUAAUUUAACAUAAUUUUUGUUAAUGAGUUUUUAUUUAAUUUUUGAAUUUAUAAAUCAUGUGAUAGUAAAACAUUUAUUGUACAAAUAUACGUCGCGACGCGUCGUGUGAAAUACACUAUCCACGCUGCGGUUACUUUGUGAAACCAACAUAAAAAAAUUUUGUUUACUAUCACAAUUAAAAGUGCAAGUUGAACAUAAAAAAAUCAUGUUUUUUUCAAAGUUUAUUAGUAAAUAUUUGCUGUGCUUGUGUUUUUAUUAAUGUGUUACAAUAAAAAUAUUCCGUAGUUGUGGAAAACUAAUUCUUUUACGUGGAGAAUCAUAUCAUAUUAUUUCAAAUACAUGCGUGGUAUUAAAGGAAGGAUCGAAAAGUCUCAGAAUAUACUUAAACACAAUACUUGGAUAAACUGCAAAAUGCCAAAACGUGCACCAGGUUUGCCCCUUAUAGAACCAAACUGUUUAGAAUCUUGGUCUCGAGAAAAGUGGAGUUUUACGCAUUCUGUGAAAACAUUUAUGGGUCCGGUAUUUGAUCAACGAUGGGAAGACUUUGACGAAGACGACCAACAGGAAAGGUUUUUCUAUUGGAAAGGUUUUUCAAAGGCAGGUGCGACGUCUAUUUCAAUUCGUUCACGGCAGGACAUACAGAUUUUUAUCUGUCCCAUAGAUAAGAUCAGAGAAUGGUCUACCGCUGAAAAUGUGUGGAAAAAUUGCUUUCGGAUAAUAUUAAAAUACAAGACAAACUCCAUCAUUGGUUUCUGCAAAUUUGUUUCUAUUCAAAUGUUUCGUGUUCAUGAUAGAUGGAAUGUUAAGUUUCUCAAACCAAGUUGCUCUUCUUCCAUCAGAACUUGCGAAAGAUGCUUGUCAUUAUCUGCGACUGAAUGGCGAACGUUCGUCAUUUCAUGGGAUUUCUGGAAAAAAAAUAUUUCUGUUUAUGGUACUAAUAACGAAAUGCUUACAUUUGAAGCAGAACAGUUUGACUUAACUUCAGAAAAAAAGGUUGUCUUAUUUUCUUUUCCUACAUCAAAUUAUUACAAACGUCAAACAGUGUUGUAUCGCUUGCAUUACUACUCUUUCCUGUAUACAGUUGAUAAGAAUGCAGUUUUAACGACUAGUUAUUAUAUACCUAAUACUCAGAAGAUAUGCAUACAAUUAUUAUUAGGCUUAUGUGCAGAAUGUGAUGCAGACGUUGCGAUGAUUGAUUCCAAAAGAUUAAAAAUAUUACAAUCUGUAACAGCUACAGGCUCAUUAAAUGCUGCGAUUCAUGGCUUACCUAUGUGGCAACUCGUUAAAUUUGAUGGAUANUUUUCAAUAGACACUAUUGGUGCGGUAAAAAUCCGCGUAAUACCCAAACUCACGAAGUUUACUGACAAUCCGUUGUGGGCAAUAGCUGAUCUUCGUGAAUGUCCCAAUAAAGAAGUUUUGAGAAAAACAGUUCUUACACAACAAUACUAUGAUUUUAUUCCGUGGCUGAAUGUAACAUGCCAAAAAUUACUUUUCAACGAAAAUACCGUCGUAAGUUCUCUGUCGACAGCAACAAAUAGUAUGGAUCUAGAUGAUAAAAUUUGUCAUGGGGGAACUAUUGGGCCAGAAUGUUUCUUUUCCUGCAAACAUGAUCUGAACAGUACCUUUAAUUGCAGAGGAACUGCAAUUUGUUACACCACUGGUUGCUUAUGUUCUUCAGGAUUUCAAGGCGAUACAUGUACUAAUGUAUGUACCGAGAACUCGUAUGGAUAUAAUUGUAUAAAAAAAUGUGGAUUUUGUAAACCUACUGACACUCUUAUAUGUGACAGAGUAACUGGAGAAUGUAUAAGCGGAUGUAAUGAUACCUCAGAAUUAAAAUACGUGCCACCUUUGUGUCAUAUAGGCAUAAGAAAGCUCACAGUACCUGAAAUUGUUUCCGUUACUUUAACAAGCAUUCGUACUAAACUUCCUAUAGUAUGGAAAGAAGAAUACGAACAAAUAACGAUAAAGUAUUUCUUCACUCUUACGGGAGAAAAUAAUUACACUUCUACACAAUCAUGGAAUAGACUGUUACAAAAUAUGACACAUUUGAUAGGAUAUUUUACUCAUUUAAAUCCUGGUUCUGUUUAUUCAGUUAAAUGCACAUUACUUGCAGAAAAUGUAAUAAUGGAAAGCAACUGGCAAACUGUAAAAACUGAUUGCGAACGAAUUGUUUCAGAUUCAAUGGCUUACGAAUUGUGGUUACUUCCAAUAUUAUUGUUUAUCAUAAUUGCUACUGGUAUUUUUUAUAUGUAUCGAAGAAGAAGACGUCAAGUGGUGAAACAGAUAAUGGUGCAAAACGAGAUGGAAAUGUGGCAAAAUACUGAGAAAACAACUGUUAAACUUUUCAGUACUUAGUAAUACUUAGAUUGUCAGUAAUAUUAAGAAUAGUAACAAAGUUUUACUGAUUUAUCCAUGACAAUUAAAAUAAAAACAAAAUUAACUCCUGGCUAAUAUUCUUGGUAUCAUAUGUCAUCUUAAAAAGUUAUGUGGGGUGUGCUAUAAACAAUAUUUAUUCAAAACAUUUUUAUAAUAUAUUGUAAUAAAUAUAUACGGCUCCUACAAAAUAAA